GGCGCGGGGCGGUGCCGGCCAUGGCGGGCGAGCGGGGCCGUCGCUGAGCUGUUGAGCACGGACAGGUGCAUUAAUUCCAGUUUAAACCUCCUGCAGCACUUGAAGCCUGGUGAAACAAUCUGAUGGCAGCUCAGAUGACCAAUGCUCAUCGACGGUUCUUGCAGGUUCUGAUGUCUAAUGGGAUAACAGAAGGAUCAGAGGCCAGAAAAUUACACCAGCACUGCUGUGAAACUGAUAAAGUUUACUAUGCACACGAUAAACUGGACGAUUUCAUCAGCACUAUUAAUAGCCACCUGCAGCCUUUGUUUAUGCAGAUCCGGAAAGGAAUAUCGGAAGAGGAUGGGAGAGCACAUUAUGCUGUAGUGAAUUUGGCAGAAACUGAAGUAACUAAAAUGGCAUCUGACUAUACAGAAAUUGAAUUGGAAUUGUUCAGAAAAACAAUGGACCUAAUAAUUUUAUCAGAAAAUGGCUUUGCCUCAUCUACAGACAUUUUAAAUUUGGCUGACCAACUUAAGACAAAAAAAAUGAAGAAAAAGGAAGCAGAACAAGUGCUGAAAGUUUUUGUGGAGGAUAAGUGGCUCUCUGAGAAAAAUGGAGAAUAUACUCUGCACACUCGUUGCAUAAUUGAGAUGGAACAGUACAUUCUCAGCAACUACCAGGAUGUAGCAAGGAAAUGUAACCUCUGUCACAGCCUCGCCAUCCAGAGCCAAGUAUGUGAAUCCUGUGGAAUUGGAAUGCAUUUACCUUGUGUCAGAAAGUACUUCAGAGGCCAGACUGAACCCCGCUGUCCCAAGUGUAAUGAAUUCUGGUCUUGUGACACCCCAGGUGUGAAUCGGAUGGGCUCCCAGACUUACCACAGAGCUCCACUCUUGGCCCUAGGUGCUGCCAGUAAAACUUGAUGUCAGUGACAUCUGUUUGCCCCCACUCUGGUGGAACAGCCAGACUGUAUUGUAUUCAUUAGUGCUCAGUGUACUGAUUUUCUAAAGUUCUAAGAAACUUAAAAUAAAAACAUAAUUGAUGUUCCUGUUCACAGUAA
Molecule: messenger RNA, 1036 nt
Organism: Melospiza georgiana
Lineage: Eukaryota; Metazoa; Chordata; Aves; Passeriformes; Passerellidae
Gene: NSMCE1
Product: NSE1 homolog, SMC5-SMC6 complex component
Exons: 8
Coding region: 123-899 (258 amino acids)
Biological process (GO): double-strand break repair via homologous recombination; DNA damage tolerance
Cellular component (GO): Smc5-Smc6 complex; nucleus
Molecular function (GO): ubiquitin-protein transferase activity
Source: RefSeq, a predicted model, not a curated record